Schistocerca nitens (vagrant locust) is the source of this 2306-nucleotide messenger RNA. It is a transcript of the gene Rab27, whose product is annotated as ras-related protein Rab-27A. Gene Ontology annotation, biological process: melanosome transport; positive regulation of exocytosis. The coding region runs from base 140 to 847 and encodes 235 amino acids. Gene Ontology annotation, cellular component: secretory granule; melanosome. NCBI's taxonomy places the organism in Eukaryota, Metazoa, Arthropoda, Insecta, Orthoptera, Acrididae. The record is from RefSeq and is a predicted model, not a curated record. Gene Ontology annotation, molecular function: GTPase activity; GTP binding. The transcript has 7 exons.
AAGUCGUGUGUGCUGUGUAGUCUUCUAAUGAGUAAAUACAAGAACUUUCUUUAAUUGAGUGAUACACAAGGUUAUUUGUGCCUGAUUUCGAAAGGAAAUCACAUUUUGUUUUCAAGAAGCGAAAUUCCUGUUUUUAGAAAUGAGCCAACAGGUUAUAGUAGAAGGAGCGGUUGACGUAGGCAACAGAAUGGAUUACGACUACCUGAUAAAAUUCCUCGCCCUUGGUGAUUCUGGUGUGGGGAAAACUAGUUUCCUGUAUCAAUAUACCGACGGGGUUUUCAAUUCAAAGUUCAUCUCAACGGUCGGUAUUGACUUUAGGGAGAAACGACUGGUCUACAGAUCGCAAGGAAGAAGCCAGAGGAUACACCUGCAGCUGUGGGACACAGCAGGACAAGAGAGAUUUCGUAGCUUAACAACUGCAUUCUACCGAGAUGCCAUGGGAUUCCUGCUCCUGUUUGACCUGACUAACGAACAGUCAUUCCUCGAAAUACGGAACUGGCUCGAUCAGUUGAGGACACAUGCCUACUGCGAGGACCCUGAUGUUGUGUUGUGUGGGAACAAGUGCGACAUGGAAGACAGGAGAGUGAUAUCAGAACAGAAGGCGAAAGAAAUGGCUGAAAGAUAUGGGCUGGACUACCUGGAGACGAGUGCAGCGACGGGCCACAAUGUGGCGCGGGCGGUCGAGCUGCUGGUGGAACGCGUGAUGCGCCGCAUGGAGACGGCUGUGGACCGCGCGAUGCUGCCGGGCCGGAGGGGCCGCCCCCGCCAGGAAGGAGACCCGAGUGGCCCCGGGGGCGGAGCCGGCGUGGCCUCAGGGGGCGGUGGGGGUGGAGGCUGCUCCUGCUGAUCACUGGCCUCGGAAUUGUACCUUCAUUUGGUGGGAACGUGACCAAACAUACACCAACGCAGUAAUCCAAUCUCGAGACAGAAUAUCAGGCUUAAAAUAUAUAUUGAACUACAUUAAAGUUAGUUAUUUUCUGUCUUAAAGCCAUCGAUUUAUGUUGUUACUUUUGUAUUUCACUUUUUUAAUUUUUUCAGUAAUUUUAAUAUUAUAGUGAAAAUACAGUCAUUUGUAAAUUUGUCGUCAUAUGUUAGCACAAAUAAUAAUGUUGGAAACUGUUGGAGAAGAAACAAUUAGUCUUCCAAUUAAGAUGGUACAGUAGCAGUAACUUCUGGUAAUGGAAGAGGAAGCGUGGGUCUCGGAUGUGAAUCCAGGAGAUUGGCACUAUUACAGAUCAUAAGUUUGUACCGUAAACAUUUAGUGGUAAAUCACAAAUUGUCGGUACUGGUGUGAGACAUUUCAUUGCAAGAAUCUCGAUUUAGGAUCAUGUUUAAAUUAUUAUUAAGUAUUUUGUGUUUUUGAGGUGGUUUACUCCAGAAUUGGGCACCAUUAUGUAAAAUCCUUUGCAGUUAUGAAUGUCAUUAAUUCAUGAUUCUUUAGUUGGUUGUAUUGCAAUUUUUUUUAGCUGUGGUUCACUGAAUGUUUGUACUAAUGAUGGUUCUCUCCUGGGGCGCUAGAGCUCUCUCUCAAGCCUGCGGGCGGCUGAUUCAGGGGGUUGUUGGAAGAAAGUGCCAAUCACAAAAGUGUUUCAUGCUGCUGUUAAGUGUGUGCUUAAAUUCAGCAGUGAAAACUUAAAUACAAUAAGGCAAAACUAAUUGUGUAGUAGACAGCUUUUUCUAACUGUACAUAUGGAUAAGCUAAUUACCGAAAUGUGGUGCUUUUGUAACAUGAGAAAUAGUGCGAUCAGAUUAAUCCGUACUAAGCUGAAGGUUAGCGAGGCUUAGCAUUUUCUUCCAUUGACCCCCUCAGUAUGUAUCAUCCUCUAUAGAUGAUGGGCUAUAAGGCUUUAAUAUUCUCAAUUCAGUGUUUGUCACAUCGACCGACUGCUUCACAUCUGCUAUAAAAAAAAAAGACAUCUGCAGUUUUUAUUCAUAUUUUAUAGAAUGUGUUGUCACUUUUAUUUUUUGAAAAACUUGUGUUGGCCUAAUUGGGUAAUAUGUUAGCUUCCCAGAUUCUUUCAAAUACAGAAAUAUAAUUCUGCCGGGAGAAGUAAGCUGAAACAUUAAACCAUUUUGUGCUGUGCGGUGAGGCAUUCGUAUUAUGAAUCUCCUAACUUGACUUUGGAACAUUCAUGAAUUAUCUUCUCAGGCUUGAAGACAUAAUAUGAGUUAGCUACAUUUUGAAUAAACGAUGUACAGAGCAGAAUAACUGUGUACAUCAUAAAAAUACAAAACAAUUGUCAAAGUAUUAAUUACUCUUACAGUAGGCUUAUAAAGUGAUGAUGGCACUAAAUUGUAACCUUGGA